This is a messenger RNA of Pleurotus ostreatus (oyster mushroom), 609 nucleotides long. RefSeq lists its product as uncharacterized. Gene Ontology annotation, molecular function: protein heterodimerization activity. Bases 1 to 609 code for a protein of 202 amino acids. Gene Ontology annotation, biological process: regulation of DNA-templated transcription. The transcript is spliced from 4 exons. Gene Ontology annotation, cellular component: nucleus. The record is from RefSeq and is a predicted model, not a curated record. NCBI's taxonomy places the organism in Eukaryota, Fungi, Basidiomycota, Agaricomycetes, Agaricales, Pleurotaceae.
AUGCACUCAAUCGCGCCAACCACCAUCGUCGACGACGUCGCCGACAACGCAGAGGAGCAGGUUGACGCGUCAAACAAUGCUACUGAGCAAGAAACUCUUGAUGCUUCCGAAUCUAUUCCUUCAACGGCCCCCGAAACUGCUGAAGGCCGACCAUCAAAGAAACUUCCAGCUGCUGACGACGUACACCUACCUUUCGCGCGUGUUCAAAGAAUAAUCAAGGCGGACAAAAAAAUAGGCAUAGUCGCGAAAGACGCGACACAACUUAUAGCGUUCGCUACGGAGGAAUUCAUUAAACGGAUUACCCAGACAGCUCGCCGAAAGGCAACAGGCUCGACGAUCAUGUAUCACGACCUGACAUCGGCAGCUCGGGAGGACGAGUUCCGCUUCCUCGAAGAAAUAUUUGAAUGGUUACCCCUGGUGCUAGAGCAGGAGAGAGAACUUCAGCGGCAGAAGAUGCAAAAGAAGCCCAAACCGAAGAAGAAAACAGGCGAUGAGCCACCAGAGCCCAACGAAGACUCGGUGCCAGCACCCCCGGUGAUUCAUAAUUCAGACGGUACCAUGACGUACGCAGAGGACGGCCCAGGAGAUUCUGAAGAAGAAAUGACAUGA